Molecule: messenger RNA, 1037 nt
Organism: Botrytis byssoidea
Lineage: Eukaryota; Fungi; Ascomycota; Leotiomycetes; Helotiales; Sclerotiniaceae
Exons: 3
Coding region: 303-758 (151 amino acids)
Source: RefSeq, a predicted model, not a curated record
CUUUGCAAUCAACUGUGACCAGAAUGAACGAAAAAUUGAAGGAAACAAGAAAAGCGGGGUAUAAAGGUGGGAUACGGAUGAAAAGCCUCAUUUCCGAAAGAUACUCAAUGUGUAGGGGCAGAGGUGGGAUGAUCAUGGAAUCAACACCCCUCUUUCGCAAUCAGCAAUGGAGUCAGCCCCAGGAACUCAGCAUUAAUACCCCUUCUUCGCAAAUCUCAAUUGAUAACAACCAAGGUGAAAAAUUAUUCAAAACUUCUUGAACGCUCUCGCGAUAGUGACUCUCAACUCGAACGAAUUCUAAAAUGCCCCCUCAUAACAAAAAACCCCUUCAUGUACAGCACAAGAAGCAUGGCGACCAUGACCAUAUCAUGAAACGCAUGGAUGCAUACAUCAAAGCAUACAAGAAAGGAGACACCGAAGCCAUCAUGAAAUACUACCAUCCGACCAACUUUGUCUACUCAGAUUUCAGUACACCCAACAAACAACUCAUGGGUCUUUCGGAAGUCGAGUCGUACUAUUCCAAAACCUUUUCCGACUUCCACGACCUCACAAUAACCACUGCCUCGGUACAUGGACACAAAGAUUUCACAGCCUGGGAGUGGGAAAUCACAUGCAGACCAGCGCUAUGCCCAGAGACAGGCGAGCGACUACCGAAAGAAAAGACAGAGUUGAAAAAAUUGGUAGGUUGUACGUUGAUGUGGUGGGAAGAUGAUUUGAUUAUUAGAAAUCAUGACUAUGUGCAGUUGAAGGACAUUUAGGCGGAGAUUGAUAAAGGGGCAGACUGAGGUGUCCGUGAAGACGAAUUGGUAUGCGCGUAGCGGCAAAUAUCAUGUAUGUAGUUAAGUUUUGUAUUCAGUGUUUGAUGCGGUCGCCAUGGAGAAAUGCCGGAUGCGGAAAUGAUGUUACAUUUGAAUUGGCUUUGUGAAAUUUAAGGGUACUCGGAUGUACACGCGAGCGGUUGUUGUGAUUUUAUGCAAAUGAACAUAUUAAGGUUAAAUAAUGGAAUAUCUGACCAACAAUUGUUCCACGAAAACUGU